Helianthus annuus (common sunflower) is the source of this 3403-nucleotide messenger RNA. Its product is annotated as alanine--tRNA ligase. NCBI's taxonomy places the organism in Eukaryota, Viridiplantae, Streptophyta, Magnoliopsida, Asterales, Asteraceae. The transcript has 22 exons. Gene Ontology annotation, cellular component: chloroplast; cytoplasm; mitochondrion. Gene Ontology annotation, biological process: tRNA modification; alanyl-tRNA aminoacylation. The record is from RefSeq and is a predicted model, not a curated record. Bases 129 to 3134 code for a protein of 1001 amino acids. Gene Ontology annotation, molecular function: amino acid binding; alanine-tRNA ligase activity; aminoacyl-tRNA deacylase activity.
AUUUAGGACCUAGAUCAUUUUCCAACGGCGUCGUUUAAUAAUAAGAAGUAUGAAUAAAGAGAAGUCAGUGGCCUGCAUUAGUUAUCCUUAAACCCUCAAAAUCACCAACGCCGCCGUAUUGCAGAUGGAUGAGGGUUCAAAUCGCUCGUAACUUCUUCUUCCCCUUACCCUUCGAUCAUCAUCUCCUUAAACUUCGCCCCAACAAUAACCUUUUCCGCCGCUUCAAUCAAUCAACUCUUGUUUCACCACUACCAGAAUCUUUCACCAUGGGUUCGCAACCAGCAACGGACCUCGAGUGGCCCGCUAACAAAGUUAGAGAUACGUUUAUUACCUUCUUCCAAGAUCGAGACCAUCGUUAUUGGAAAUCCAGCCCGGUUGUUCCGGUCAACGAUCCCACUCUUCUGUUUGCCAAUGCCGGAAUGAAUCAGUACAAGCCUAUUUUCUUGGGUACUGUUGAUCCUAACACUGAAUUAAGCAAACUGAAGCGUGCCUGCAACACCCAAAAAUGCAUCCGAGCUGGCGGGAAGCAUAACGAUCUUGACGAUGUUGGCAAAGACACAUAUCAUCACACCUUCUUUGAAAUGCUCGGUAAUUGGUCAUUUGGUGAUUACUUUAAAGAAGAAGCCAUCGGUUGGGCUUGGGAACUUCUCACAACGGUUUAUAAACUACCGACUGAUCGGAUAUAUGCUACUUAUUUUGGUGGUGAUGAGAAAUUGGGCCUUCCCGCUGAUAGUGAAGCUAGAGAUAUAUGGCUCAAAUAUUUACCAUCUGCACGGGUUCUGCCAUUUGGUUGUAAAGACAAUUUCUGGGAGAUGGGUGACACCGGACCUUGUGGGCCCUGUACUGAAAUACACUUCGAUAGAGUCGGUGGCCGUGACGCUGCUGGUUUGGUUAAUAACGAUGACCCUACAUUGAUCGAAAUAUGGAAUAACGUGUUUAUUCAGUUUAACAGGGAAGCGGACGGUUCUUUAAAACCUCUGCCUGCCAAACACGUGGAUACUGGAAUGGGUUUCGAAAGAUUAACGUCAAUUCUUCAGAACAAAAUGAGCAACUAUGAUACAGAUGUUUUCAUACCUAUAUUUGAUGCUAUCCAAGCGGCAACUGGUGCUAGACCAUAUUCGGGCAAAGUGGGCCCAGAUGAUGUCGAUGGGAUUGACAUGGCAUACAGAGUAGUUGCUGACCACAUCAGAACUCUUUCAUUUGCCAUCGCAGACGGUUCUUGUCCAGGAAAUGAAGGGCGUGAAUAUGUUUUGAGGCGCAUUCUUCGCCGAGCUGUACGUUAUGGGACAGAAGUACUGAAAGCACAACAAGGAUUUUUCAACGGAUUGGUAAAAGUUGUGGUGGAUGUAAUGGGCCAUGUUUUUCCCGAGCUAAAACAACAAGAGGCGCGCAUUAAAGAGAUUAUAGCUGAAGAGGAAGCAAGUUUCGGGAGGACUUUACUUCAUGGAAUUGAGAAGUUUAAGAAGACAGCUCAAGAUGUUCAAGGAAAGAUAUUUAGUGGACAGGAUGCGUUUGUUUUGUGGGAUACUUAUGGAUUCCCAUUGGAUCUGACUCAGUUGAUGGCAGAAGAAAGAGGGUUGGUAGUUGAUGUUGAGGGCUUUAAUAUCGCUAUGAACGAAGCUAGAGAACGAUCAAGAAACGCCCAGAAUAAGCAAGCCGCUGUUACAAUCGUCAUGGACGCAGAUGCCACCUCAGCGCUGCAUAAGAGAGGCGUGGCUACAACAAACGACAGUUUCAAGUUUACAUGGUUUAAGGACCACAAAAGUGUGAUAAAAGCCAUUUACACAGGCUCCGAGUAUGUGGACCGUGCUGAUGCUGGCGAUGACAUCGGCAUAAUUCUCGAGAGCACUAGUUUUUAUGCUGAGCAAGGUGGUCAGAUAUAUGAUACUGGACUACUUGGAGGCCCAUCUGGAUCAUUUGAAGUCUGUAAUGUUCAAAUUUACGGUGGUUUUGUUCUUCAUCUUGGUAAAAUUAGUGGGGAGUCGGCUCGGUUUAACGUCGGUGAUGAAGUAAUUUGUAAGGUGGACUACGAAAGGCGUCAACGCAUUGCUCCCAAUCAUACAUGUACACACAUGUUAAAUUUUGCUCUCAGGGAAGUACUUGGGAGUCAUGUUGACCAGAAAGGAUCCAUUGUUCUUCCAGAAAAAUUAAGGUUUGACUUCUCCCACGGUAAACCCGUAAAGCCCGAAGACCUUCGUAGAAUUGAAUCGAUCGUGAAUGAACAAAUUAAAGCUGAGCUGGAGGUUUCUGCAAAGGAGGCAAGCCUUACUGAUGCAAAACGAGUAAACGGUUUGCGUGCUGUUUUCGGUGAAGUGUACCCUGAUCCAGUUAGGAUUGUUGCCAUUGGCCGACAAGUGGACGAAUUAUUGGCUGAUCCUGAAAAUGAACAAUGGUCGUCAAUAUCUGCAGAACUUUGUGGCGGGACCCAUAUUUCAAACACACGCGAGGCGAAAGCAUUUGCACUUUUGUCUGAAGAGGGAAUUGCUAAGGGGAUUAGAAGAGUUACUGCCGUAACAACCGACUAUGCUUUUGAAGCGAUUAAAAAGGCGUCUGAGCUUGAGCGGGAAGUUGAUCUCGCAUCUAAACUGGAAGGAAGCCUGCUUGAACAGAAAGUGACAUCAUUAAAUGGUCAAGUAGAGUCUGCCUCGAUUCCAACCGCAAAGAAGGCUGAUCUUAAGGCAAAAAUCUCCGUCCUUCAGAAUCAAGUAAUAAAGGCAAAAAAGAAGACUGCUGAAGAGAACAUACGGAAAGCUGUUGAAGCUGCUACUAAGGCAGCAGAAGUUGCAUCUUCCGAGGGGAAAGCCUUCUGUAUUUCACAAGUUGGUGUAGGGUCAGACACUGCUGCUAUUCGUGAAGCAGUUGUCAAAGUCAUGGAGCAAAAGGGAAUGGCGGUGAUGGUUUUUACCACCGAUGAACAAUCAAAGAAGGCACUAGUUUGUGCGGGUGUGCCAGAAAAAAGCGAUAAAAGCAACCAAUUGAAGGUUUUAGAUUGGCUCAAGGCUGCACUGAAGCCGCUAGAAGGCAAAGGCGGUGGAGGGAAAGGCGGUCUUGCUCAAGGCCAGGGGCCCGAUAUAAAACACAUGGAUGAAGCAAUAGACGUUGCCAAGUCAUUUGCAGCGCUCAAACUGGGCUGAAAGACAGAAAUUUGUUGUGUUUGGCACAGACAUUUGCACAUGUUGACAUGCAGAACCCGUAAUGGGCACACAUAUACAAACCAUGGUUUGUUUGGGUUAUGACACGCUUUGAUGUUUUAUCUGUUUGACUAAACGUAUUUGGAUUAUCUUUAUUGAUCUUUAAACCUCUACACAAGUAAUAUUGUUUGACCUCAAAAUGUGUAUUGGUUUUCGUACAUGGUGGUAGGUAACCAACAUUCAUUGAUGGGUAAAAGAAUUGUUUAACUUUA